Messenger RNA from Megalops cyprinoides (Indo-Pacific tarpon), 1810 nucleotides. It is a transcript of the gene nox1, whose product is annotated as NADPH oxidase 1. Gene Ontology annotation, molecular function: superoxide-generating NAD(P)H oxidase activity. Bases 27 to 1715 code for a protein of 562 amino acids. Lineage: Eukaryota; Metazoa; Chordata; Actinopteri; Elopiformes; Megalopidae. Gene Ontology annotation, biological process: defense response; superoxide anion generation. The record is from RefSeq and is a predicted model, not a curated record. The transcript has 13 exons. Gene Ontology annotation, cellular component: plasma membrane; NADPH oxidase complex.
GAAAGUGUACCAUCCAAGUGAAUAAAAUGGGGAACUGGAUAGUUAACCAUGGAAUGUCAGCACUCAUACUGGUGGUAUGGAUGGGCAUAAAUAUAUUCCUGUUUGUCUACUUCUACCUUUUCUACGACCUGGGUGAUCAAUUUUACUACACGCGUCACAUUCUAGGGUCUGCAUUGGCCUGGGCUCGAGCCCCCGCUGCAGUUCUAAACUUCAACUGCCUCCUGAUCCUGCUGCCGGUGUGCCGCAACCUGCUCUCACUCCUGCGCGGAUCCUUCAUGUGUUGCGGGCGGUCAAUGAGGAAGCAGCUGGACAAAAAUCUCAGUUUCCACAAGCUGGUGGCCUACAUGAUUGGCCUGAUGACAGCUGUGCAUACUAUUGCCCAUUUGUUCAACAUGGAGUGGUACAACAACAGCAGACGGGGAGAGUAUGAUACCCUCAGCACCGCCCUUUCUAGUCUGGAGGACACAGACAACGAAACCUACCUGAAUCCCAUUCGCUCCACUUCCACUACACCAACCUAUGUGGUGUUCACCACCAUCGCUGGGAUCACAGGGGUCAUCAUCACCCUGGCUCUUAUCCUCAUCAUCACUUCAUCCAUGGAGGUCAUCCGCCGUAGCUACUUCGAGGUCUUCUGGUACACCCACCACCUCUUCGUCAUCUUCUUUGCUGGGCUGGUCAUUCAUGGAGCUGGGCGCAUCGUGCGAAGUCAAACCACCACUGAUCCACCUCACAACUACUCUGUCUGUAAGGAUCGGCCACAGGACUGGGGCAAGAUACCCGAGUGUCCCAUCCCGCAGUUUGCAGGAGGGUUCCCACAGACCUGGAUGUGGGUCAUCGGUCCCAUGAUCCUCUACCUUUGUGAGCGUCUGCUGCGCUUCAUUCGCUACAUGCAAGCUGUCAGGUACAGAAAGAUUGUGAUCCGGCCAUCUAAGGUGCUGGAGCUGCAGCUGGAGAAGGCGGGUUUCAAGAUGGAGGUGGGGCAGUAUGUCUUCCUCAACUGCCCCGCCAUCUCGCAGCUGGAGUGGCAUCCCUUCACCAUGACCUCCGCUCCCGAGGAGGACUUCUUUAGCGUGCACAUCCGCUCCGUCGGGGACUGGACCCAAAAGCUCAUCAGCAUGGUGGAGCAGCUGCCAGAGGGUGCACAGGGACCCAAAAUGGGUGUGGAUGGCCCAUUUGGCACUGCCAGUGAGGACGUGUUUGACUACGAGGUCAGUAUGCUGGUCGGCUGUGGCAUUGGUGUGACACCCUUUGCUUCCAUCCUCAAGUCGAUCUGGUACAAAUUCAAAGAGUCAAACCCCAAACUUCGCACAAGAAAGAUCUAUUUCUACUGGCUGUGCAGGGAGACGCACGCCUUUGAGUGGUUCGCAGACCUUUUGCAGGUGCUGGAGACGGAAAUGGAAGAAAGGGGCAUGAGGGACUUCCUCACCUAUAAGCUCUUCCUCACUGGAUGGGACCAAAGCCAUGUAUCGCACGUGAUGGUUCACUUUGACGCAGACACAGAUGUCGUCACAGGUCUUAAACAGAAGACCCACUACGGCAGGCCCAACUGGGAUAAGGAGUUUGAACAGAUCCGCAAAGAGCACCCAACGUCAGUGGUUGGCACAUUCCUCUGCGGGCCCCAGGUACUCGCUAAGACCCUCGAGAAAAAAUGUGUCAAGUACUCGGAUGUGGAUCCUCGAAAAACAAAGUUCUAUUUCAACAAGGAAAAUUUCUGAGCGAUGCCUCAGAAAUGGCUGCACACCCAAAGAACCUGUUCAUCGCUCUGUCAAACGAACAUUUGGGUGCUCUUGGGGACAAAAAGAAGACAAGA